AUGGAAUGGGACAGUGAUUCCAAUCUCAGCUGCGGAGAUGAGGUGGCUGAUGACGGCUCGGCGGAGACAGUGGAACGAUUCAGAUUCCGGCGAAUAGUCUUCCGACGCCGUUUAGUGUCUUCUUCUGGGUUUCUUGGAGCCAAGUCUGUGGCUUUCAGGCAAGUCCUUAUCAUCUCUAAUCUCUUUAUUGUAAUGGUCUAUGCUUAUUCUUAUCCCUUUCUAACCAUUUUCAUCAGGACACAUAUGUAUGGGAGGACGGUGAUGAUCGCAGUUGAUAAAAUUCCAGUGUAUGAUUCUGCAGAAGACGAGCUUACAUCUGAGCCUCCUAACUUAGGAGUCCUAAGAAUGUCGACUAGAUAUCUUUUUGUUGCUUGGAUUUUCUGUCCUUGA
Eruca vesicaria subsp. sativa (arugula) is the source of this 390-nucleotide messenger RNA. NCBI's taxonomy places the organism in Eukaryota, Viridiplantae, Streptophyta, Magnoliopsida, Brassicales, Brassicaceae. The record is from the annotation of a GenBank genome assembly.